CUGCGCAUGCGCGGUACUUCUUUGUGGCCCUUCUCUGCUUGGUACCUGUCUGGUCUUCAGGGACCUAUUCCAGCUGUAGGAAUCCAGGGACUGGAUUUUUAGGCAAAAUAUAACUAAAACAUAAGCUAUUGCGUGAGGCUACACGUUGCAAACUGUACUUUUCGUCGACUUUAUCAGUGAAAUAGAGGCUGAUCGCUCAGGGCGUCGACUGGCCAUCAAGCAGAGCAUCCAUUCAUCCUUUCAUUGGCAGCUGAGGUUUACAGUCUUGCUAGCUUGCGUUAGCCAACAGGCAGGGGACAGCGGUGUCAGAGGGAUCCACAAAAUGUCGGGUUACCAAGGAAAGAAGAACAUCCCACGAAUUACAAGUGAUCGCCUUCUCAUCAAAGGGGCAAAGAUAGUGAACGAUGAUCAGUCAUUGUUGGCUGACAUCUAUAUGGAGGAUGGCGUUAUCAAGCAAAUAGGAGACAACCUCAUUGUUCCUGGGGGAGUUAAGAUCAUCGAGGCUCAUGGGAGGAUGGUGAUGCCUGGGGGUAUUGAUGUGCAUACCCGAUUCCAGAUGCCUGACCGAGGCAUGAUUGCAGCUGAUGACUUUUACCAGGGCACCCGUGCUGCUCUGGCUGGAGGAACGACCAUGAUCAUUGACCAUGUGGUGCCGGAGCCUGGCGUCAGUCUGGUUAAUGCUUUCAAACAGUGGAGGGAGUGGGCUGACAGCAAAUCAUGCUGUGACUAUUCGCUGCAUGUGGACAUCACCGACUGGAACAAUGGAACUCAAGAAGAGAUGGAGACUUUAGUCAAGGAUCAUGGUGUCAACUCUUUCCUGGUUUAUUUGGCUUAUAAGGAUGUUUUCCAACUUUCUGACUGCCAGAUCUAUGAAGUUUUCAGUGUGAUCAGAGACUUGGGAGCCAUUGCACAGGUGCAUGCUGAGAAUGGGGACAUCAUUGCAGAGGAGCAGAGACGUAUUCUGGAACUGGGUAUCACUGGUCCAGAAGGUCAUGUACUUAGCCGCCCUGAAGAGGUGGAGGCUGAGGCAGUCAACCGUUCAGUCACCAUCGCCAAUCAGACCAACUGUCCCGUCUACAUCACUAAGGUGAUGAGUAAGAGUGCCGCGGAUGUCAUUGCCCUCGCAAGGAAAAGGGGUGCUGUGGUUUAUGGAGAGCCUAUAUCUGCCAGCUUGGCCACAGAUGGGACCCAUUAUUGGAGCAAGAACUGGGCUAAGGCAGCAGCCUAUGUCACUUCUCCUCCGCUCAGCCCUGAUCCCACUACCCCUGACUACCUCAACUCUCUGUUGUCAUGUGGGGACUUGCAGGUGACUGGUAGCGCUCACUGCACUUUCCAAACCUCUCAACGCGCCGUAGGCAAAGAUAACUUCACCUUAAUCCCAGAAGGCACUAACGGCACAGAGGAGAGGAUGUCCCUAAUCUGGGACAAAUGUGUGGUGACUGGAAAGAUGGAUGAGAACCAGUUUGUGGCAGUGACCAGCACAAAUGCCGCCAAGAUCUUCAAUCUUUACCCCCGCAAGGGCCGCAUUGCUGUGGGCUCUGAUGCCGACCUUGUGCUAUGGGACCCAGAUGUCACUAAGAUUAUCUCAGCCAAGAGUCACAACAUAGCUGUGGAGUAUAACAUCUUUGAGGGCACAGAGGUGCGUGGUGGUCCUCUGGUGGUGAUCAGCCAGGGUAAGAUUGUGUUAGAGGAGGGCAGCCUUCACACUACAGAGGGCUGUGGCCGCUACAUCAGCCGUAAACCUUUCCCAGACCACGUGUACAAGAGGAUAAAGGCUCGCAGCAGGCUGACAGAACUACGAGGCGUCCCCAGGGGCCAGUAUGACGGCCCGGUGUGCGAGGUGACUGUGACUCCCAAGGUGAUGUCCACUGUCUCCUCGGUGAAGACUUCUCCUGCCAAGCAGCAGCAACAGCAGCAGCAGCAGUUUACUCACCAGCCAGUGCGCAACCUUCACCAGUCUGGCUUCAGCCUGUCCGGCGCUCAAAUUGAUGACAACGUUCCCCGUCGCACCACCCAACGCAUCGUGGCUCCUCCUGGAGGAAAAGCCAACAUCACCAGUCUCGGCUAAGCUUUCCAUUCUGAGCUGGGGUGCAGGUCAACUCGGGCCCAGAGCCACUUCAACCGCUGUUACAUCACAUCUGUUCUUUUUCAACAACCUCUGACCCCCUGCACCCCACCCAAAAAACACUCCAUCCAUUGUGAUUCACUCUCUAUUGCUGUCUACUCAUGCAAGAAAAGAAGGCACUAUUCCAUUCUGUUUAAUCUUUCCUGCCAUAUUUCAUCGUUGAGGAAGAGUCAGGUGAAUUAAAACAGCUUUGUUCGCUGUUUUAGUCACAGUUAGUCCAUUAAUGAAAUUCAUUUGUUUACAUUUGUUUACAUUUUUGUAUGGUUUUUUUUUUGUACAUUGUUGCGCUGUUUAGUUGAUCUUUUGGUUCAGAAAGGAAACAUAAAACGAGUAUUAGAAGAAAUGUUUUAUGUACGGGCAUUUUACUAUUUUACUAACAGCAAAUGUCUGCAAUUUUCUCAAGAAUGACAGAUAUAAUUUAGAAUGCAUUACCUUCAGCUGAAAGGAACACCCCCAAAGUCCAUAAACAUAAUGUUAGGUACUACAUAGUUAUGUUGUAGUACAUUGCUGUUUUAGUAAAAAAACAAAAAAAACAAAAAUACAGAAAACAAAAAAGCUGAAAUACUAAUCCUGAAAGAUUAGACUGUAACAUUGUUUUUGCAUCACAUAACACAGGAUUAUAUCCAAGUUUGCAGUAUUAGAUUUUUUAUCUUGUCCUUACUUUGUGUUGAAGUUGCACUUUUUUAUGUGAUAUUUCAUGUUUUCAUCACGUCAUGUUGGAAUGACUGCACUAAAAGGAAAAGAAAGGGUAUUUAAAUGUUAAUUCAGCUUCAGCCUGAAUACGAGGGAAACGGCGGGCAUAUACGAUUUUGUUCAAGAACCCAUGAACCUUUUCCCUAAUUUCACCAUAUUGUUUUUCCCCUCAUGUUUGGUCAAAGGUUGUCAGGGCAACAAGCUUCCGAUAUUAAGUGUUUGUUGUUGAAUACAGAGAAACACUACCAAAGCGAGGUUUUCCCACAGCCUCGCUGCACCUGGUGCUAUUCGGUCAUUGCUGUAUAUGUGGAGAUGAUGUCCGCACACAUCCACACAGCAGUCGUGUCAAGCUUUGUAAUAACAGCAGCCAGGGUAGAGGUUUCGACACUAUUUGUUUUGCACCUGUAACAAUCCAAAUGGUCAAAAUAUAUGUGAGCUUGCAGCUUUUAUUUGUAUUGAAUAUGUCUAUGUUUAUUUAGGAUAUAUGUUGAACUGAACUACUUGCCUGCCUGUUCUGUAAGAUAUUUGACAGCACACUGUAUUUAUGAAGGCUCUUUAAAGAAGUGCAACCAAGAUCUUUGAGACCUGAAAAAAGCGACGGUAUGUAAAUGAAACUCUUCACAGUGUGUUCAUGAUGUUCUUGGUGUUUGUGUUGUGAAUGAAUCCCAGAUUUCUUCUUCCUCCUUCCCCCCCUAUACAGUAUCACUUGAGGUAGUAACUACAUUCACCAAACCACAGCAGGUUGUCAGUAAUGUGGCACUGUGAACUGUACUGUGCGACCAACCUACUGCAUUCUGUUAAACACUGGGUUGUUUCUUCCUUAUUGCCUUGUCAAGUGUAGGUUUUUGUAUGCCGAGCUAUAAUGUGAAUUACAGUGAAUUACAUUUGGGGAGGGCUCCUGGUAAUGGUUAUUGAGAUGUAAUGUUGAGCACUGUUGUCGCCCCUCUCCAAACUAGUGUGAUACUGUUGGUCAUGUAUGUUUUGUAGGACACCAGGGAUUUUUGAAGGGAAAACAUCAGUCCUGUCAGCAUUCAACCCUACCUGUGUUGACUUCAGUGGAUUAAAGUAAUAAAAAUGAAUAUGGAUGUGCUGGGUGAUUUUUGUUAACCAUCUAGAAUUGAAAGUAAUUUAGUAGAAGUUUGAUGAAAGAACAAAUAAAUCCUAAAACCAUCAUCAAUGUAACACUCUGGAUUCCUUUGCUGAGAAACUCAUUAAAUUUCCAAAUGCGUGUCCAAUAUAUAAAAUUUUUAAUGGUGUAGUGCCUCCUCCAUUUACCACUUUCAGGGAAACUCAACAGGACAUUGUCUCAAGGAGGAAACCAUCAUUUGGCCAGACAUCUUUCAUAAUAAGGGCUUCAAUUUUUAUGGAAUAUACUUAGAAUAAUUUAGCAGCACAAUGACACAUCAUUUCCUUGUAUGGAAUCUCAAAACUUGGUUAAAAGCAGCCAUACGUGUCAUCAUACCUUCUUACUUCAUGCUUGUCUGCUUUAAUGUUGUGUCGUUUUUUUGUCAUUUCUGUUGUGAAACGGGUCUGUACUUUACUAUAUGUAUUAACUACCUGUGUUAUCUCAGUAGUAUCUUCAUUGUCUUACUUUGCAUGGUGCUUGUCUCAUUCUUUUGUGCUUCGUAAAAUAGUGUGCUUUAUCAAUUUCUUGCAUUGUCAUAAUUUUGCCUGGUGCUUACUUGAUUUCAUUUACGCUUGGUCUGUAAAAUCUGUCUUAAAUAUGUUUUGUUUUGUUUGUCUUUACAUGGUCUGGCUUUGCAUGCUGGUUUUAUCACACCUUUAGGAUUUUACUCUGCUUAUCUCUGCACUAAUUUUGAUUUGUUUUGUUAUUUUACUAAGUUAAUUCAACAUCCGGCAACACUGGCACAUUCACAGUAUUGUUGAACACUGUCAUUGAAUAAAUAAACAUUUCUAAACUG
Messenger RNA from Sphaeramia orbicularis (orbiculate cardinalfish), 4740 nucleotides. It is a transcript of the gene dpysl2a, whose product is annotated as dihydropyrimidinase like 2a. Gene Ontology annotation, cellular component: cytosol; cytoplasm. Lineage: Eukaryota; Metazoa; Chordata; Actinopteri; Kurtiformes; Apogonidae. Gene Ontology annotation, molecular function: hydrolase activity, acting on carbon-nitrogen (but not peptide) bonds, in cyclic amides. The record is from RefSeq and is a predicted model, not a curated record. The transcript has 14 exons. Bases 323 to 2068 code for a protein of 581 amino acids.